Molecule: messenger RNA, 1516 nt
Organism: Opisthocomus hoazin
Lineage: Eukaryota; Metazoa; Chordata; Aves; Opisthocomiformes; Opisthocomidae
Source: RefSeq, a predicted model, not a curated record
AUGCCGUGCGGCGCUGAGGCCUCGGCAGUGGUACUGCACAGUGCCCUUCGCAGGGCGGUUCUCCUCCUCCCCGUGUCCGAGUGUUACUUGGAAGAUGGAGCUUCAAAAGGUGCCUGGCUGAAUCGGUCGAGUAUUAUUUUUGCUGGAAGUGAUAAGUGGUCAGUAGAUCCUCGAGUUUCCAUUGCAACAGCAAACAGAAGAGAAUACAGCCUGCAGAUACAGGACGUGGACGUGACAGACGACGGUCCGUACACUUGUUCUGUGCAAACUCAGCACACUCCUAGAACGAUGCAGGUGCACUUAACUGUACAAGUUUCUCCGAAGAUAUUUCGCAUCUCGAGUGACAUCGUUGUGAACGAAGGGAGCAAUGUCACCCUGGUGUGCCUGGCCACGGGGAAGCCGGAGCCUUCCAUCUCCUGGAGGCACAUCUCGCCGUCCGCAAAGCCCUUUGAGAACGGGCAGUACCUGGACAUCUAUGGAAUUACAAGAGACCAGGCUGGGGAAUAUGAAUGCAGCGCAGAAAAUGACGUCUCCGUCCCAGACGUGAGAAAAGUAAAAGUCACAGUAAACUUUGCCCCCACAAUUCAGGAACUUAAAUCCAGCGGUGUGAUGCUCGGAGGGAACGGCCUGAUACGGUGCGAAGGUGCAGGAGUUCCUGCCCCGGUCUUUGAGUGGUACAAAGGAGAGAGGAAACUGAUCAAUGGUCAACAAGGAAUCACUAUUAAAAAUUAUAGUACAAGAUCACUUCUUACUGUUACCAAUGUGACAGAAGAGCAUUUUGGCAACUAUACAUGUGUCGCUGCCAACAAGCUAGGGACGACCAAUGCCAGCCUGCCUCUCAACCAAAUUAUUGAGCCUACUACCUCUAGUCCUGUCUCAAGCCCAGCUCCCAGUACAGCCCAGUACGGGAUCACCGGUGACGCCGAAGUCCUCUUCUCCUGCUGGUACCUUGUGUUGACACUGUCCUCCCUCACCAGCAUAUUCUACCUGAAGAACAUCAUUCUGCACUAAAUGUAAAGACCCAUAAAAGGCUUUUAAGGAUUCUCUGAAAGUGCUGAUGACUGGAUCCAAUCUGGUAGAGUUUGUUAAAAGCAGCGUGGGAUAUAAUCAGCAGUGCUUACAUGGGGAUGAUCGCCUUCUGUAGAAUUGCUCAUUAUGUAAAUACUUUAAUUCUACUCCUUUUUUUGAUUAGCUGCAUUACCUUGUGAAGCAGUACACAUUGUCCUUUUUUAAGACGUGAAAGCUCUGAAAUUACUUUUAGAGGAUAUUAAUUGUGAUUUCAUGUUUGUAAUCUACAAGUUUUCAAAAGCAUUCAGUCAUGGUCUGCUGAGUCGCAGACUGUAGUUUACAAAAAAAAAUAUUGCAGUAAAAAUGUGCUUCUUUAAGGCUGCAAUACAAACAUUCAGUUCCCUUCUUAAAUAGCAUUCUAUCCACAUUUACACAGAAACAUUUUUUCUUUUUUGAUUAAAAAAAAUCAAAUAAUAUUGCCUUCAAAAUAUUUCUUCAAAAUAUUACA